AUGCCGUCCGCCACCGGCCAGAACUGGGAGAAGUACCAGAAGAACUUUGCCGAUGACGAGGUAGAGGAGAAGAAGAUCACACCUUUGACAGAUGAAGAUAUCCAAGUCUUGAAGACGUACGGCGCCGCCCCCUACGGAUCGGCCCUCAAGAACCUCGAGAAGCAAAUCAAGGAGAAGCAACAAAGCGUGGACGAGAAAAUUGGAGUCAAGGAGUCCGACACAGGUCUUGCACCGCCACAUCUAUGGGACACAGCAGCCGAUCGCCAGCGCAUGGCAGAAGAGCAACCGCUUCAGGUAGCGCGGUGCACCAAGAUCAUCGCAGACGAGAAGGACGAGUCCAAGAGCAAAUAUGUAAUCAACGUCAAGCAAAUCGCCAAGUUCGUGGUCCAGCUCGGCGAACGUGUCUCGCCGACCGAUAUCGAGGAGGGAAUGCGCGUGGGUGUCGACCGCAACAAGUACCAGAUCAUGCUGCCACUUCCGCCCAAGAUUGAUGCCAGCGUUACCAUGAUGACCGUCGAAGAGAAGCCCGAUGUCACGUAUGGUGAUGUUGGUGGCUGCAAGGAGCAGGUGGAGAAGCUGAGAGAAGUUGUCGAGAUGCCCUUGUUGUCGCCAGAACGAUUCGUCAACCUCGGUAUCGAUCCCCCCAAGGGCGCUCUGCUCUACGGUCCGCCAGGUACUGGAAAGACCCUUUGCGCACGAGCUGUCGCCAACCGAACAGAUGCUACAUUCAUUCGUGUCAUCGGAUCCGAACUGGUACAGAAGUACGUCGGUGAAGGUGCACGUAUGGUUCGUGAACUUUUCGAGAUGGCUCGAACCAAGAAGGCCUGUAUUAUCUUCUUUGACGAGAUCGAUGCCAUUGGUGGUGCUCGAUUUGAUGACGGAGCUGGCGGUGACAAUGAGGUGCAACGUACCAUGCUGGAGCUUAUCACACAACUGGACGGUUUCGACGCUCGUGGAAACAUCAAGGUCAUGUUCGCUACCAACAGACCCUCAACCUUGGAUCCUGCUCUUAUGCGACCUGGUCGUAUUGAUCGAAAGAUUGAAUUCUCCCUUCCUGACUUGGAGGGACGUGCCAAUAUUCUCCGCAUUCACGCAAAGAGUAUGAGCGUUGAGCGUGACAUUAGAUGGGAGCUGAUCUCCCGAUUGUGCCCCAACGCUACGGGUGCCGAGUUACGCAGUGUAUGCACAGAGGCGGGCAUGUUUGCCAUCCGAGCAAGGAGAAAGGUUGCCACAGAGAAGGACUUUUUGAGCGCCGUGGACAAGGUCAUCAAGGGCAACUUGAAGUUCAACUCGACUGCUACUUACAUGCAGUACAACUAA
Molecule: messenger RNA, 1320 nt
Organism: Pestalotiopsis fici W106-1
Lineage: Eukaryota; Fungi; Ascomycota; Sordariomycetes; Amphisphaeriales; Sporocadaceae
Product: 26S protease regulatory subunit 7
Exons: 3
Coding region: 1-1320 (439 amino acids)
Biological process (GO): proteasome-mediated ubiquitin-dependent protein catabolic process
Cellular component (GO): proteasome regulatory particle, base subcomplex
Molecular function (GO): ATP binding; ATP hydrolysis activity; proteasome-activating activity
Source: RefSeq, a predicted model, not a curated record